This is a messenger RNA of Papaver somniferum (opium poppy), 2664 nucleotides long. Its product is annotated as cyclic nucleotide-gated ion channel 4-like. The transcript has 7 exons. The record is from RefSeq and is a predicted model, not a curated record. The coding region runs from base 403 to 2514 and encodes 703 amino acids. NCBI's taxonomy places the organism in Eukaryota, Viridiplantae, Streptophyta, Magnoliopsida, Ranunculales, Papaveraceae.
UUUUAUCACCUCGUAUAUCCGAAAUCAGAUAAAACAACAACUACAAAGAAUAUCUCUUAGGUCUAAUAAAACAACAAGUCAUCAGCAACAUCAAAGAAUAGCUCUUUUGAAGGCAAAGAAUAUUUCUGUACAAGUUAAGUUUCAUGUUUCAUCCAUCGAUCUCAUGCAUUUCUACAUUGCACCAAAUCCCAACAGAUGAUGAUCAGAUUAGAGCAGUCGUUUGGAAUUUCACUCAAGGUUAUUUAUGUAAUUGUACACAAUAGUGUCCUAUUGUGAGCUUCGCUAAAGUUCCAUCCAUGUACCCUUCCUGAUUUUCAUUUUUGAAUGAAAAUCAAUCAGUAUAAUAUCCCCACAAAACAAUAACACCCUUCUGUGACAAACUCUUCUCUCACUCUAAUAUUCAUGGAGAUGAGAGUUGGAGAAACAUCAAAUAAUGCUCCAAAUAAUAUUCAUGACCAUCACUACAACCUCAACAGCUUUGACACUACUACUAGUGAAGACGAGCUAGAAAUUGAAGAAGAAGAAGAUGAUGAAGAUGAAUACGAAGAUGAAGAAGAAGAGGAAGAAGAAGACGAACCGAAGAACUUGCAUGGACGAAAUAAGAAAAGAUACGGCAAGAACAAUAAAAGCAGUAUAGCUGGAACAUUAUUAGGAAGAGUUUUAGAUCCAAGAGCUAAAUGGGUACAAGAAUGGAAUAGAGUUUUUCUACUAGUAUGUGCAACAGGAUUAUUCGUAGAUCCUCUAUUCUUUUACGCGUUAUCGAUAAGUGAAACUUGUAUGUGUUUGUUCAUAGACGGAUGGUUUGCCAUUACUGUGACUGUUCUUCGUUGCAUGACUGAUGCUUUGCAUGUUUGGAACAUGUGGUUACAACUUAAAAUGGCUAAAAGAUCGUAUUCAGGUACUUGGGGUUUAGAAAGAGAGAGCAAUGAAAUUCAUCAUAAAAUGAAUGCUAACAGAUCUGUAGCUCUCCGGUAUUUGAAAGCCAAGAAGGGGUUUUUCUUUGAUCUCUUUGUCAUCCUUCCAGUUCCUCAGGUCGUGUUAUGGGUAGUAAUACCCUCUCUUUUGGACAAAGGAUCGACGACAAGGGUGAUGACGAUAUUCUUAAUCAUGUUCUUGUUCCAGUAUCUCCCUAAGAUUUAUCACUCUGUUUGUUUUCUACGUCGCACACAAAACUUCUCUGGUUACAUUUUCGGAACUGUUUGGUGGGGAAUUGCACUUAACAUGAUAGCUUAUUUCGUUGCAUCACACGCGGCAGGUGCAUGUUGGUACUUGUUAGGGCUUCAAAGAGCAUCAAAAUGUCUGAAAGAACAAUGUAGAGCCACUGAUGGAUGUGGGUUAAAGAUAUUAUCAUGUGAGGAAGCUGUUUAUUAUGGUACAAGUGGAAUGGUGUUAGGAGAUAAAGUAAGAUUGGGUUGGGGUGAAAACAGGCAUGUUCGGUUUAUGUGUCUCGACACUGCCGAUAAUUUUGGUUAUGGUGCGUACAAAUGGACUGUUCCUUUAGUUACUAAUAAUAGCCGCUUGGAGAAAAUUCUCUUCCCCAUCUUUUGGGGCCUCAUGACAUUGAGCACAUUUGGAAACCUAGAGAGCACAACUGAAUGGUUGGAAGUCGUCUUCAAUAUCAUCAUUCUAACCAGUGGGCUCAUAUUGGUGACUAUGUUGAUUGGAAAUAUUAAGGUAUUUUUGCAUGCAACCACAUCCAAGAAACAAACAAUGCAACUGAAGAUGAGGAACAUGGAGUGGUGGAUGAGACGGAGAAAAUUGCCACCAGGGUUCAAGCACAGAGUACGUCAAUACGAACGUCAAAGAUGGGCCGCCAUGAGAGGUGUCGAUGAGUGUGAGAUGAUUGCUAACCUCCCUGAAGGUCUCAGAAGAGACAUCAAAUACCAUCUGUGUUUAGACUUGGUUCGACAGGUGCCAUUGUUUCAACAUAUGGAUGACUUGGUUCUCGAGAACAUAUGCGACCGUGUGAAAUCACUCAUUUUCCCGAAGGGUGAAACGAUAACCAAAGAAGGUGAUCCAGUUCAAAGGAUGUUAUUUGUGGUAAGAGGACAUCUGCAGAGUAGUCAAGUACUGAGAGACGGAGUAAAGAGUUGUUGUAUGUUGGGUCCAGGUAACUUUAGUGGCGAUGAGCUAUUAUCAUGGUGCCUUAGACGACCAUUUAUAGACCGUUUACCUCCUUCCUCAUCAUCAUUGGUGACCCUCGAAACAACAGAAGCUUUUGGUUUAGAAGCGGAAGAUGUUAAAUAUGUGACACAACAUUUUAGAUAUACUUUCGUUAACGAGAAAGUGAAGAGAAGUGCACGAUAUUACUCUCCCGGGUGGAGAACUUGGGCUGCUGUUGCAAUUCAAUUAGCUUGGAGGAGGUAUAGACAUCGGUUGACGCUCACAUCAUUGUCAUUCAUACGUCCUAGAAGGCCGUUAUCGCGGUGUUCCUCAUUAGGAGAAGAUAAAUUACGACUUUAUGCUGCUUUGCUAACUUCUCCUAAACCCAAUCAAGAUGAUUUCUCUUUCUAAACGGGUUCUUCGGUUUAUAUUCGUUGAACCCGGAAUACCUAAAUGUAUACGUUAUUUAUAAUACUGUGAAAUAUAAAAGUGUCAUUGUUUCAUGUAUCCAACAUUUUGAUAUCACAUCUGCAAUUUGCUUAUGAUACAUUUAUUAUGUUG